AAAUUUGCUUAAACCUAUGUAGAAUAAUAACUUGUCAUGAUAAGUUAGAAGAGGAGUGCUAACAACACUUUUUUUUUAACACACUACGAGUGUACCUCUGACUAAAAUUUAUUGAAAAUAGCCGAUAUGGUGGAUCCCAUUUCUAAUUUAGUGACUGUUUCGAUUUGAAAGUGAAGCCUACUAAAAUUAGUGAUUUCAAAUAAAUUUCAAUAAAUUAUAGAGUGAGUGUAUCCGACAUUCCUCUAAAAUGAAAAAUUUAUGAUGUGGUUAAUUGUUACGAGUCUUUUUGUGUACUGCGGUUUAUGUAUGUAUUUAUUUAUUUCCCUUUGUGUCUUCCCUUCUUCCUAACAUGUUUUUGUUCUGUUGUUACUGUAGUGUUUUGACUUUAACAACUUCAUUAGUAUCAAUUCUAAAAGGCCAUCCUGGCGCUGCCCUCAUUGCAAUCAGUAUGUCUGUUAUGCUGAUAUUCGACUUGACCGAAACAUGGUUGAGAUCCUGAAAAAUGUUGGUGAGAGUAUUACGGAAGUGAUUGUCCUUGCUGAUGGAUCUUGGAAGGCAGUCUCGGAAAAAGAUCAUGAUGUGGAUAAGAUGCAAAAGAAGGCUCCCAACCAUGAAAAGGAACAAACUGAACCACAAGAAUAUACUUGCUCUCCUGCAACUGUUGACCUCACCGAAGAUGAUGAUCAUGUGGAGGCAAUGGACUCUUCUGAAAUUGUAGAUAGAAAACCUCUCCUGGCAUCUAUUCAAAGUCACUUUGUCGCUCCAAAUUCAACUUCCUUGGGUAUGAACACUCCUGGUAUUAAUCGAAAUGUUGCUGGUCAAAUGGAUGACUUUUUGUCUGGGGUUUAUAUUGCCUGUAGUAGGUCUGAUACCCCAAUGGUUGGUACCUUGGAGCUACCUGUUCUGCCCGACACUAUUUCUCCAGCAUUUAAUCAGGAAUCUGCAGGUCGUGACAAUAACCCUGCAGUUAACUCUGGCAUGCGUAAUCAAAUUUCAGGACCAAACAAUUUGCCGAUGCAGAUGAAUCAUAUGAAUUCAGUUAACGAGUAUGGUAGGUCGUCCUCGGUGCCAAGACAUAUUAAUAGAACUCCAGUAGCUGUUCAGGCCCUCCCAGUCCAAUCUCAGGCAUCGGGAGAUACUUUGAAAGCCAUACUUAGUGAUACUGAAAGACAGCAACGUUUUUCUCGAUCCCCAAUGAAUCUGCCUCAGGUCUCAGGUGUGAAUUCACCUGCAUUUCGGCAUCACAAUGCAACACAGAGUCGGGUACCAUUACAGAACCCGCCAACAUCAACUCAAUCGCAGAACCCAUACAGACCUGGUUCGUUAUCUGAUUUUAGAAAUUCACACCUGCAGCAAUCUCUGAAUAUUCGGCCAUCUCGACAGCAUUCAAAUUUCCGACCAUCUACUACCCCAUGGUCUCACAUCCAGCAAAGUGUUCCACAAUCUGGGAAUUUACAGGCUGCAGGCAUGGCUGCUCCACCGGCUGCCAGACAAGGUAUUUCCAAUGCUAGGAAUGUUUCGCCAGCUGCUACCACUGCUCAUGGCCAACAAUCUAGGGGUUUGGCCGCUAAUCAGCCUCCUAGAUGGACACCACUAGUUCCGGUCCAAAAUCAAAGCGGUGCUGCAGGCACACCUUUUGUAACUGACAGUUUCCAGGGAAGAGGAAACACAGCACAUUCAGUCUCUAGGCCUGAUGAAUUAUUCAGUACGCAACCAGAACAGAAUUGGGCUCCCACUGGACGAAUGCGUGGAAGUCUAGAUUUAAGUCAGCCUUACGACGAAUCUAUUGCGCAGCGAAUAAUUACUCCAACACAAACCCAAGGUUCAAGACCACCACCUCCACAACCUCUCCGACGAGCCACUGGGUCGACCCAACAGGAUGUGCUUAUUGCUAACAAUAGAAAUGCAAAUGCUCACAAUCGUCCUUCCACUUGAUGACACUUGUGCAACUCUCCACUUUCUCACAGCCUUCAUCUCAGCACUGUCUGUCUGUAUAUAGACUUAUCUAGUAUAACAGAUACAGAGAAUUACAUUCACAACUUAUUCUCAGACAUCCAUGUUCAAGGUUUUAUUUUGUUAUAUAGAAUAUUUUCUCACAACUUAUUCUCGUA
This is a messenger RNA of Vigna umbellata (rice bean), 2111 nucleotides long. NCBI's taxonomy places the organism in Eukaryota, Viridiplantae, Streptophyta, Magnoliopsida, Fabales, Fabaceae. The record is from RefSeq and is a predicted model, not a curated record.